UGUUAACUCACUUCAUAAGCACAAACUCUCUUUAUCUGAGAUGUUCCCUAUACUAAAAUCCAUAUGGAACUUGAAGAAUGGGAUUAUUAUUUUCCUAACACCUUUGAUUCUUCUUCCUCUCCCAGUUGCUGUCAACACAACGGAGGCCAGCUGUGCCUAUGUGAUAAUACUGAUGGCAGUAUACUGGUGUACAGAGGCUCUUCCCUUAGCUGUCACAUCACUGUUACCCGCUGUCCUCUUCCCCAUGCUUGGAAUAAUGCAAUCUAAAGUGGUGUGUAUGCAGUACCUGAAGGAUACUAACAUGCUGUUUGUGGGUGGUCUGAUGGUAGCCCUGGCUGUUGAACACUGGAACCUUCACAAGCGCAUUGCCCUCAGAGUGUUGCUCAUUGUUGGUGUGCGCCCAGCACUUUUGAUGCUGGGCUUUAUGGUGGUGACGGCUUUCCUAUCUAUGUGGAUCAGUAACACGGCCACCACAGCCAUGAUGGUCCCUAUAGUGCAGGCUGUGCUUGAGCAGCUGAACAAACAGGAGACAGAACUGCCUCAGAUGACCUGUGGUGAGGAGCGACCUCAGGACACAGAGUACAAACAGCAAGUAAAACACAGAGACAAAGAAGUGGUGGUGCGAAUGCUGGAUGUUUCUCCAGAGGCUGCUAAGCAACAAGAGUCUGUAGAAAAGAGGCUUAUGUCUAAAGGCAUGACUCUGUGUGUGUGUUAUGCUGCCAGCAUUGGGGGAACGGCAACACUCACAGGCACUGGCCCCAACCUCGUACUCAAGGGUCAAAUGAAUCAGUUAUUUCCUGAGAAUGAUGAUGUGAUUAACUUUGCCUCAUGGUUUGGCUUUGCCUUUCCAAACAUGAUCAUCAUGCUGACUAUAGCUUGGCUCUGGCUUCAGUUUGUUUUCAUGGGAUUCAACAUUAGGAAGACAUGGGGCUGUGGGGCGAUCAAGUCAGAGAAGGAAAUUGCUGCCUAUAAUGUGAUCCGGGAGCAGCAUCUUCUGCUAGGGCCCAUGUCAUUUGGAGAACUCAGUGUUCUGGCUCUCUUUAUUUUGCUUGUGGUGUUGUGGUUCACACGGGAUCCUGGAUUUGUGGCAGGCUGGGCAACACACAUUUUUAACACAGAUACAGAAUAUGUGACAGAUGCUACAGUUGCCAUCUUCAUUGCUGUGUUGCUUUUCAUUCUGCCAUCAAAACCUCCGCAGUUUCGCUUCUGGUCACCAACUGCUUCUGAAACAGAGCCUCAGCUCUCUCCUGCCCUCAGUCCAGCCCUGCUCACCUGGAAGGUAGCUCAGAAGAAACUCCCCUGGAAUAUAGUUUUACUCCUGGGUGGAGGAUUUGCUUUGGCUAAAGGUAGCGAGGAGUCAGGACUAUCCAGAUGGAUGGGAAACCAGUUGACUCCCCUAUAUAGUAUCCCUCCCUGGGCCAUCGUCAUCAUCUUGUGCCUCUUGAUUGCCGUUUUCACUGAAUGCACAAGUAAUGUGGCCACAGCAACCCUCUUCCUCCCAGUUCUUGCUUCUAUGUCUCAGUCCAUUGGAAUGAACCCUCUGUAUGUCAUGGUUCCGUGCACACUUAGCGCUUCCUUUGCGUUCAUGUUACCUGUGGCAACUCCUCCAAAUGCUAUUGUCUUCUCCUAUGGCUACCUCAAGGUUUCAGAUAUGGCAAAAACAGGCAUGAUGAUGAAUGUCAUAGGGAUUCUCUGCAUCACUCUAGCCAUCAACACCUGGGGCAAGGCAAUGUUCAGUUUAGACUCCUUUCCUGCAUGGGCCAACCAAACAGUAAUAUAAAGGACAGUACAAGGCCAUAUGGAAACUAACAAGCUGUUCUUUCUUCCCAUCAUCCUCACAAAUCAAGCUGUCAAGCCAAGCUGCAAAGACUGAAAUCUUGCAAGUUUUGCCAAAUUAUGUUGCACACCUUUUGCCUGAAUUUCGGAACAGCUAAAAUAUACAAACAUGUACAUGGUAAAGUCACAAUAUGAGUAGGCUAUACCUGUUUAUAAAAAGGAUUUAGUCAUUCAUAGUAAAAGAGCUAAGCAGUGGAAUUUUUCAUCUUGACCAAAUGAGUUUAAAUUCUGAUAACUGCAUCAGCCGCAUAAUAUUUGUAAGACAGAAAUGAUUAUUGCAUACAUUUUGCAUGUGUGUGCUCCACUAUCAAGAAAACAGCAGUGUCAUGGUUUGGGGUUGGUUUGCUUUUGACCAAGUCACGGCAAGUUCAACUAGUGCUUUCAUAUAAAAUGGUAUGCUAAUCUGACAGGAUCAAAACUAGUCCCUUCUUCAGCUAAAUAAUAACCCAUAAAAAAACCCUAAGUUGUUGAGGUUCAUUCUAAUGACCAGUCCCCAAACCUCAAUCCCUUUGAACUUCUAAGAGAUAAACUGAACUGAGAAGUCAAAGCAAAACUGACCACAAGUUCCUCACUUCUCAGGGUAUUUAAUUUGCAAUGCUGUGCCCUAUUUAGACUUGAAUUGAGAGUGCCUUUUAAAUUCCAGUUAAAUUCCUGAAUUUGAAAUGAAUGUGAUCGAAGUAGCAAACAGGAUGUAUCAUUGUAAUUGGAUUUUGAAUUUGAAUUGGGGUGUGGCCAUUUCAAUUCACAUUCCAGCUCAUGAAUUUAAAGCAAGUCUAUAAAUUAGUCUUAAAUUCUUAAAAAAAAGUCUUAAAUUCUGAAUUUUGCCAACCAUGUGAAACAGGAAGACAGAUCAGGCAAUUUCCGACUUUCAAUGAAGCAAAUACCUCAUGGUUGUGAUCCUGUACAUUAUAUUAAAUCAUGUUCUGUGUCACUGAUGACUACACUGGAAAAGUACAAUUUAAAAAAGUUAAGCAUGUCCCUUGCCUUGGGUGUAGUUGGGAUUAACAGUUUACAGGUGACAUCACAUCAACUGACCUGUAUUUUGCAGUGAAUUUCUCAAGAGCUUUGUUCCAUAGGUGUUGGGCAGUCAGACCCUUGCUUUUAUUAUUUAUGUAGCUGUAAUUUAAAUGAGAAUAUACACAUAUUUAACUUUAAUACUGUAAAUCAUAUAAAUUAAUGCUUUUUAAAUUUCCUGUGGUCAAUUUUUUCAUAUACUGUAUAUUUAUAUACAUAUAAAUCCACUUUAAUACAAUCAGUACCUACUGUACCAAUACCAUCUAAAGUACUUGACAUUUUUUAAGUUAAAAACUAUGCACAUUUUUAAAUGAGUGUGACCUCAGUGUGUGUGCAGGGACAGUGUUUCAGAAUACACCUUAUAAAUGUACAUUCCAGUGUGAGGUGUGAUUAAUCUAUACACUGUAUCCCAUUGUGUUUGAUUGCAUACUGUUGCUGAAUUGUUCAGUUUGAGUGAACCGGUAGACUGAAUUUAUUUGUAAAGAAUUAUUUUCUUUUUUUUUUUUUUACUUUUAAAUUUUGGGGACAUAUUAAUAUUUUUACAUUUGUUUAUGGCAGCCAUGCACUUACUGCAUAGGGAAUUAAAGAUGAAUGUUCCCUCACACUGCUGUUUUGUUGUGCAAAAGGAAAGGGGGAUUUAAUUGAAUAAAACUUUAUAAAUAUAAAAAUCCUAGUUUUCAUCAUGAUUGAGAUCAUAACUUUGGUUGCACUUUAUUUUAAAGUAUGUGCACUUUUAGUAUUCUUACAGUGUACUUACCCAGGAAAUUACUGAGUAGUAUUAGUAAUUACAUGUACAUAAUAUGGGUUAAGGUUAGGGAUAGGGUUAGGUUCAGGGUUAGUACCAAGUAAUUACUAUAGUUGUUGUAAUUAUAUAGUAUGUAAAUGUAUAACAGUUUUCUGUCUAUUGUAUAUAAUGUAAUGUUAUUAUUUAAUUAUAUACAUCUCAUAUAUCUCAUACAUCUCAAUUAUAUACACUACCGGUCAAAAGUUUUGAAACACUCAUUCUUUAUUAUCAUUUUUUUUUCUUUCUUUUUUUUUUUCUUCUUUUUUUUUUCACAUUUUAGAAUAAUAGUAAAGUCAUCAAAACUAUGGAAUAACAUAAAUGGAACUAUGGGGAUUAUGUUGUGACUAAACAAAACUGUGUUAUAUUUUAGCAUCUUCAAAGUAGUCACCCUUUGCCUAGAAUUUGCAGACAUGUACUCUUGACAUUUUCUCAACAAACUUCUUGAGGUAUCACCCUGGGAUGUGCUUUUUAAACAGUAUUGAAGGAGUUCCCAUCUAUGUUGGACACUUAUUGGCUGCUUUUCUUUAUUAUUUGGUCCAAGUCAUCAAUUUCAAAAA
Myxocyprinus asiaticus (Chinese sucker) is the source of this 4191-nucleotide messenger RNA. RefSeq names its product solute carrier family 13 member 5b (gene slc13a5b). The record is from RefSeq and is a predicted model, not a curated record. Gene Ontology annotation, cellular component: membrane. The transcript is spliced from 12 exons. Gene Ontology annotation, molecular function: succinate transmembrane transporter activity; citrate transmembrane transporter activity; sodium:dicarboxylate symporter activity. The coding region runs from base 41 to 1780 and encodes 579 amino acids. Gene Ontology annotation, biological process: citrate transport; monoatomic anion transmembrane transport. Lineage: Eukaryota; Metazoa; Chordata; Actinopteri; Cypriniformes; Catostomidae.